Messenger RNA from Aspergillus saccharolyticus JOP 1030-1, 1585 nucleotides. RefSeq lists its product as uncharacterized. Gene Ontology annotation, molecular function: ubiquitin protein ligase binding; protein-macromolecule adaptor activity. The transcript has 5 exons. The record is from RefSeq and is a predicted model, not a curated record. Gene Ontology annotation, biological process: ubiquitin-dependent endocytosis. NCBI's taxonomy places the organism in Eukaryota, Fungi, Ascomycota, Eurotiomycetes, Eurotiales, Aspergillaceae. Gene Ontology annotation, cellular component: cytoplasm; cytosol; plasma membrane. The coding region runs from base 102 to 1346 and encodes 414 amino acids.
AUUCUUUAUAAUCCGUCAAUUUGGACUUUCUUUGCUCGCACAGCUGCGCACUAAGCAGAUCCAAAAUUCUUUGGUUUUUUUUUUACCUUAAGUUCUUGUUCAUGUUUCGUCAGAAGAUAACCAGCUAUGAUCUCCGGCUCGACCAAUCAUGUAUAUUCGUGCCCGAGACACGGAAUUCACCGACAACUCCUUCGAUAACGGGUUCAUUUCACGUUUCGUUUCCCCCGGGGGUGCGCAUCAAGAGCAUCAAAGUGAAACUGAAAGGAAUGCUCCAUGUCCCGCGCGAUGGCUUCAUGAUCGCCGAGGACCGGCUGCAAGGUACCUACGAGCAGAAGCAGGUGCUCGCCUCGUCCAAGACGCUGGGCUCGUUCCCCAUGCCCGCGGGCCAGUAUGAGUUCCCCUUCGAUAUCCCGUUGGCGGGCAAGUUCCUCGAAACCGUGACCGGGGUGAAGCACAACUACCACUCGUACACGGUCGAGGCGACAGUCGCCUUCCGGUAUCGCCGGAAUGUCGUCGUGUCGAAGCCCGUCCGCAUCUAUCAUCUGUCGGAGCUGGAGACGAACUAUCUCACCUCGGACUUUUCGCCGACAGUGGGAGGAACCCUCCGCCAGAAACUGCAGUACUCCAUCUCCAUGCCGAGCCAUUACAUCCCCUUUGGAUCCCGGUUCCCCGUCGACUGCCAGUUCACCGCCCUGUCUAAGGAUGUCAGAUUGGUGGCUGUCACGGUCAAGAUCGCCGAGAAGCAUUUUAUCCGCUUGGACGCCACGGCGGCGCAGUCUGCGCGCGAUAACAUCUACUCGAUUACCUCGUUGAAGAACCAUACGGUGUUCAGUGAGCGGUUCGACAUCGCGGCGGGUGCAAGGGAUGCUGACGAGAAUGCGCCGUGCGACUCGGCGGCAACAGCGACCACGACGGCGACGGAAUGGUGUCUCAGCAAGCUGGCUUGCUUACCUCCGAGUUUCGAUGGUUGUUCGCAGACGGUAGCGACGAAGCGCAUCAAGAUUAGUCAUAAGUUGGUGGUGAGUGCUGAGUUUCAGGAUGCCGAGGGGGAGAUUUUCACUGAGACGACGAAACCCAUCCCGUUUUGCAUCUACAUGACCCCCAGCGUGAUCGGACAGGAUGGGUCGAUCUGUCAUAAGACGAUCCAUGAUAUCAGGGAGCCGCCGCCGCUGUACGGGGAUCAUACUCUUCAUCCGAAGCUGCUGGGGUCGAGUGAUGAUGUUGAUGAUGGUCGUAUAAAUGCUGCGCGGGCUGGGGAGGGAUGUGGCCAGUUGGGGUGGGGUGCCUGGGGGCCUGCGCCUUGUUAUGACACGCUUGAGCAUCCGGCGCCCGCUUAUGUUGCUUAAAUAGUUGAAUGAGUUGAUUGAAACAUGAGUUAUGAAUAUCCGGCUGGGAGGUGCAAUUGUCACGAGGAUUGUUGGAAUAAUGGAAUUGCGGAGCAUAUACUAUACUCCGUGUUGAGGUUCAAGGCACGACCUUUUGGAGUACAGUACGAGAAUAGUACGAGAAUGAAACACAGACACACACAGACACACAGACACACAUAAUGUCUCUAACCUGAAUCCUCCCAAGAGACAAUAUCAAC